Molecule: messenger RNA, 538 nt
Organism: Piliocolobus tephrosceles (Ugandan red Colobus)
Lineage: Eukaryota; Metazoa; Chordata; Mammalia; Primates; Cercopithecidae
Product: cytochrome c oxidase subunit 5B, mitochondrial
Exons: 1
Coding region: 43-432 (129 amino acids)
Biological process (GO): mitochondrial electron transport, cytochrome c to oxygen
Cellular component (GO): mitochondrial envelope; respiratory chain complex IV
Source: RefSeq, a predicted model, not a curated record
CAAUCUGUAUUAAGAAUAUAUAUAAAAUGGGUCGAGGACGCGAUGGCUUCAAGGUUACUUCGCGGAGCUGGAGCGCUGGCCGCGCAGGCCCUGAGGGCUCGCGGCCCCAGUGGUGUGGCCGCGGUGCGCUCCAUGGCAUCUGCAGGUGGUGUUCCCACUGAUGACGAGCAGGCGACUGGGUUGGAGAGGGAGAUCAUGCUGGCUGCAAGGAAGGGACUGGACCCAUACAAUGUACUGGCCCCAAAGGGAGCUUCAGGCACCAAGGAAGACCCUAAUUUAGUACCCUCCAUCACCAACAAGAGAAUAGUGGGCUGCAUCUGUGAAGAGGACAAUACCAGCGUCGUCUGGUUUUGGCUGCAUGAAGGCGAGGCCCAGCGAUGCCCCCGCUGUGGAGCCCAUUACAAGCUGGUGCCCCACCAGCUGGCACACUGAGCGCCUGCACUAAGUUACUCAAAAUGUGCUGUAAAGUUUCUUCUUUCCAGUAAAGACUAGCUGUUGCAUUGGCUCCUUAAAAAAAAAAAAAAAAAAAAAAAAAAAA